Messenger RNA from Salvelinus namaycush (lake trout), 3972 nucleotides. RefSeq names its product NLR family member X1-like. Gene Ontology annotation, cellular component: mitochondrion. Gene Ontology annotation, molecular function: protein binding. NCBI's taxonomy places the organism in Eukaryota, Metazoa, Chordata, Actinopteri, Salmoniformes, Salmonidae. Bases 573 to 3593 code for a protein of 1006 amino acids. The record is from RefSeq and is a predicted model, not a curated record. Gene Ontology annotation, biological process: negative regulation of canonical NF-kappaB signal transduction. The transcript is spliced from 10 exons.
UAGCUCCUCCCACAAGCCUCCUCUGAUAGACUGCCCAUAUGUUCCAAAAUUGUUGACCUUCCUACGGAGAGUGGCUGAGAUUCCAUGCAUUGAGGGAGGACAAAAGAGAGUGGGAGAGGGAUAGGUGGAUAAAUGAAAAAGGGGAGGGCCUUACACAGUGUAAAUUAGCUGUGCUGAGUAGGGAUUGGACACGGGGAAUGGUGUGGUGGUUUGGGAGAAGACUGUUCCGGGCCUCUCUCACAUUGCCUCUAGGAGUGCAUAUCUCUUAUUGCUGUCAUGACUCAGCUUGUCUGGCCAGUCAAGAGCAAGCAGCUGGAAAGUGGAGCAGCACAGUCUAGCCUAUUAGCUACAUGUCUGAUCCUGAGAGAACACAGAGGAAACACAUUGGGACUGGGACAAACUUUUCAUAGGGUUGGAUGGGUAUAGUGUUUCCUUUCCUACAUGUUGAGUGUCAUGUUGCGUUGAAGGUUCACGUUAAACUACGGUAAACCAAGACCCACGGGAAACAGAGACUGUUUACGUUUCCUCAAGAUGUAAACUAGUUGGAACAGUGUUGAAAGCCUACUAGGAGGAUGUGGCAGUGUUGGAUCGGCUCAGGGGUCCUCAGGAGGAGAUGGCGAGGCACUCUCAAUGAUGUACUUCCCAAAUCUAACAUCUCUAUUUCACAAAGAGAUGUGAAUCUCAGCAGAGUCCUCACUUAUAGGAAGAUGAGCUCAUGUCACAGACAGCUGAGGCUUCCAGGAGGACUAUGGAGGAGGUUGAAAUCCUCCUCCUAUUCAGCCAGUGGAUUUCAUUCAAGUUUUUUUUGCUCCAGUCUAGUCCAUAAUCAAACAGAUCCCAUUGAGAUCCACAAGAAGAAGUUGACCUUAUGGUUCAGCCACCUACCUCAGGAAGAGAAGCAAUUCGGGGGCUACUUCACCCCCGAGACCAUGCACGUGGAGCCACUCAUCCUGGAGAGGAAGCCAGAAGAGAGGAAAGGGCCCUUAAUCACCCCCCUCCUCAAGCCAUCCCAGGCCCCCCAGAGCGACUCGGUCACCGUGGAGCAGCUCUUUGAGCCCACUCAGCAAGGAGGCAGGGAGCGGGGCCUUAACGUGCUGCUGUACGGGGCGGUCGGGACAGGGAAGAGCACAGUGGUGCGGAAGCUGGUUCUAGACUGGUGUGCCGGGCUCACUUUGACCCAGUUCAAACUACUGGUGCCCUUCUCCUGCGAGGACCUCUCCCAGUUAUCCAAGUCCACAUCUUUGAGAGACCUAGUCAGCAGGAAAUACCUGCACCUGAAAAAGAUCCCCAUGCUGAGUGGAGAGAGCGACCAGGCCAAGGAUGUGCUGUUUCUGUUUAACGGCAUGGAGAAGAUGAAACUGGACUUCCGCAUUAGUGCCACAGAGCUGUGCAGCGACCCCAACGAGGCCCUCCCAUCCGGGGCAGUGGUGGUGAACCUGCUCAGGAAGUACCUGCUGCCUGAGGCCAGUAUUUUGGUCACCACCAGGUUGUCUGCCCUUGACCACAUCCCUACAAAGUAUGUGAAACGCUAUGCACAGAUAUAUGGCUUUAAUGACCCAGAUCGCCAGCGAGCAUAUUUCACAAGCCGACUGCUGCAACAGAUUGGAGAGAAGCCGAGAAACCAGGAGGCCCACUCCCUCAUCGAGCUGCUUUACCUCAACCUACAGAGGGAGAGCCAGUUGGCGGCCGCCUGCUUUUUACCUUCCUAUUGCUGGCUGACUUGUGCCAUCCUCCACUUUUUACAUUUCACCGACGCACAGGCACCCAUACGUACGCUAACUGGUAUCUAUACCAGCUUUCUGAGACUCAACUUUGGAGGGGAGGUGCUGGACAUGGGUGGGGCUGUAUCUUCUCCAGAUGACCAGAACUCAUUGAUGCUCUAUGUAGUCCGCACUGUGGGCAAACUGGCCUUUGACGGCGUCUCCAAAAAGCGCACUUCCUUCUCCGAGGAGGAACUGGAACAGUUUGUGGGGGGUAAGACCAAAACAGAUGAGGAACUGCGUCAGCUGGCCGUGUUCCGCACUGACGUCCUCGACUUCUUCCUGGUGCCCUGCGUCGAGACCAAAGGGUCAGAGCUUGAUGAAAAGGAGAAGCGCUACGUGUUUGCCAUUCCCGCCAUGCAAGAGUACCUGGCUGCCCUGUACGUCGUCCUCGGCGAGAACAAGACGGCUCUGGAGAAACUAAGCAAAGAGGUGACUGUGGUCAUCGGCCAAGUGGGCGAAGAUGUCAACACCCUCAUCAGCAUCAUCUCCAAGUUCAUCCCCCUCAGGGUCUUUGCUGUUUUCAACCUGCUCAAGCUCUUUCCCAGCCUGUUUGAAAAGAUCAGCAGCCGCAGCAAGGGCCGCAUCGCCCGCACCAUGGCGGCAGAGAUGUUCCGCAGCGAGGACAGCUUCAACGAGGACGUGCUGGACCAAGUGGAGCAGAGCCUGCUGGGAGUUCACGGCCCCCAGCCCCAGGAGCGCCUGGACAGCCGGGCCUUCGAGCUCUACCCUAUCUUCAUGGGCGGCCUGCUUCACUACGAGAACCGGGUUCUGCUGGAGCAGCUGGGCUGCAGCAUCAAGAGCACCACGGUGGCUCAGAUCACACGGACCCUCAAGAGGCACUUGGCGGCGGAGAUCGUGAAGUGGCAGCCCCCUGAGGAGCUCAUGGACCUGCUGGUGCUCCUCUACGAGUUCCAGAAUCCCCGGCUCACGGCAGAGGUCCUGCUCUCCAUCCGCAGCAUCAAGCUGUCCACCGUGCGCAUGACGCCCCUCAAAUGCUUUAUUCUGAGCUCUGUGCUGGCCUGCGCACCCACGAGGUACCACCUGGAGGAGCUGGACCUUUCUUCCUGUCACCUGACCAACGACCUGCUGACCAUGCUGUGGCCCGCCUUCCGCCACACGCACAACCUCAAUCUCCAGUUUAAUAGCCUGGGUCCUGAGUCCUGCAUUCUCCUGAGAGAUCUACUACUUGAACCCAACAGUACUAUUAGAUCUCUACACCUGUGUGAUAAUCCGCUGUCAGAGUCCGGGGCUCGCUGUCUGCUGGACGCCCUGCUAGGGAACCAGUCUCUCAGACAGCUGUCCCUGAUGCACACGGGCAUGGGCGACAAGGGGGCCUGCGAGCUGGCCGAGAGGCUCAACCAUCACACGGGCCUGCAGGAGCUCAACGUGGCCUACAACAACAUCGGGGACAACGCUGCUCUGACCCUGGUGGACGCCUGCAGAGAGCACCCCAGCAUCCACACUGUGCACUUGUACCUGAAUCCUCUCAGCAAUGUGGGGAAGCAGUCCUUGUACGUACGAGGAGUCCCGCCGGAGCAGGGCGGCACGGGGCGGCGCGUGAAGGUGCUGGCCUCGGUCACCGAGGGCUCGAACAUCUCGGAGGACUGGCACCCCAUUCUGAGCGUCAUCAGUAAGAACGCCUCGUCCUGGGAGCGCGAACGCGUCAGGGAACAGCUGCAGAUCUUCCUCCGAGACCUGGAGUGGGGUAGGAAGCAGGCACCAAGCUUCUGGAAAAAGAUGCACUUCCGCAGGGUGGAGAAGGGCGUCAGGCAGACGCUGCAGAUGAUUCAGAAGGACAUCCCGACGAGGACCGGUGGGAGUACCAAGUAAUGUUCAAGCAAUGUCUGCGUUUUUUAUUUUUAUCAUGAGCCAUGAUGUUCCAGUCUUCCAGUCUUUCAACCAGAGCAUAAACCCACGUAUCCAUCGCCUUGAAGAAAUGUAGCAAGUGAGAAGUGGGACAGCCAAAUCUAUGCAAAAAUGAAUUGAAUAAAAUAUGAAAUUGUAUGAAACUGAAAGUGUCCUUUUCAAGACUACGUAGGAAUGUGUUGCAUAAUCAGUUAUGCAGAAUUAUGCACAUAGCCAUAUUUGUUUUGGGCCUCCUUAUGUACCUGUGUGCAAAAUGUGUAGUAUCUUGUAUUUUCUCCCUAUUUUUUGCUUGGGGACGUCUGUUCGUGUUGAAUAAAUAUAUUCAGGUAGGUUUAAAAGGAAA